AUGUUGGAGGGCCGGUCCUGCGACUCCUGUCUGGUUACAAGAGUGUUUGGUAGUUCCUGCCAAUCCGAGUCUCAGUGGUCUUUUAUGAACUACCGGGCUGGUGGCAGCAAGCACUCCCUUGAGGAUUCUGAAGAUGAUUUUCGGCUGAGCAAGUUGCGUAGGGUUUCAGAUUCUCAGAGAAAUGUCGGCCUUGAGCAGCAGUCUGAUGAAGACGAUCAGGCUGGUCAAUCCUCUGAUUCUGAUCCCCUUAUUGAUGCUAUUGGCAGGGACAUGUCUAUAAACUGCAUCAUCCGCAUCUCUAGGUCGGAUUACGGAUCUCUAGCAUCUCUUAACAGGGGUUUCCGGUCCUUAAUCAGGAGUGGGGAGAUGUAUAAAUUGAGAAGGCAACGUGGUGUGAUUGAACACUGGGUUUAUUUUUCUUGCCACUUGCUUGAAUGGGAGGCGUUUGAUCCCAUUCGACGCAGGUGGAUGCAUCUACCUAGAAUGCCCUCCAAUGAAUGCUUCAUGUGUUCCGACAAAGAGUCAUUGGCUGUGGGUACUGAACUUCUUGUAUUUGGGAAGGAGGUGAUGUCCCAUGUUAUAUAUAGAUACAGUAUUUUGACGAAUUCUUGGUCUUCUGGAAUGACAAUGAAUUCCCCUCGAUGCUUGUUUGGAUCAGCUAGCCUUGGAGAGAUUGCAAUUUUGGCUGGAGGUUGUGAUUCUCAGGGGACCAUCCUGAGUUCUGCAGAAAUGUACAAUUCAGAGACUCAAACUUGGUUGACACUGCCAAGCAUGAACAAGCCAAGAAAGUUAUGCUCAGCAGUAUUUAUGGAUGGCAAGUUUUAUGUUGUUGGAGGCAUUGCAGGAAGCAAUGGAGGCAUUGUAGGAAGCAAUGAUGUUCUUACAUGUGGAGAGGAAUAUGACCUCGAAGCAAAGAAGUGGACCGAGAUUCCUAAUAUGUCCCCUGGGAGGAAUCCCGCUGCUAGAGAUGGAAUGCCUGCUGCUGCUGGGGCUCCACCUUUGCUUGCUGUAGUUAAUAAUCAGCUGUACGCUGCUGAUCAUAGUGAUAUGGAGUUGAAGAAAUAUGACAAGGUUGGGAAAUCCUGGCUUACUGUGGGAAGGCUACCUGAACGUGCAUGCUCAAUGAACGGUUGGGGUCUUGCAUUUAGGGCAUGCGGAGAUCAGCUCAUAGUUAUUGGUGGGCCGAGGACAUCUGGUGAAGGUUUUAUAGAGCUGAAUUCAUGGGUACCAAGUGAAGGCCCUCCGCAUUGGGACUUGCUUGCGAGGAAGCAAUCCGUUAAUUUUGUCUAUAAUUGUGCGGUUAUGGGAUGCUGA
Molecule: messenger RNA, 1314 nt
Organism: Linum tenue
Lineage: Eukaryota; Viridiplantae; Streptophyta; Magnoliopsida; Malpighiales; Linaceae
Source: the annotation of a GenBank genome assembly